Molecule: messenger RNA, 698 nt
Organism: Gongylonema pulchrum
Lineage: Eukaryota; Metazoa; Nematoda; Chromadorea; Rhabditida; Gongylonematidae
Source: the annotation of a GenBank genome assembly
GUCAAAAAAUUUUUAACGGGUGAUUAUUCAGCGCAAUCUCAUAUUGCUUAUGCAUCGGAGAACCAUCUUAACUUCUGUAGUACUGCAAUCCCUGAAGGAAGCAAUCCGGAUGUCGAUAUAUCCCAUGUGAUGCGGUCUCGAGCUGACAGGGGUUUUGGUACUCCACCGGCCACUACUCUUGAAGUCAUUAAUUCGUGUCCAUAUGCAACAGCGGAUAUGAAAUGGCUCUGGAAAUGGAUAGGAUCUAUGUCUAGUAUUCCGGAUUGGAAACCGUCCGUUUAUGAAACAUUAUUUCCCGGAGUCAUGGAUAUUAUGCAGCAUAGUUUAGAUCCUGAAAAAGAAGAGCUGACCACAGAGCGAAUCUUUGUUGUGGAUCCGUUGCUUGGACGAACCAGAUUAUUCAGAGGGAAAGAACGAGACCGGGUGCUUCGUAUGUGUGGCUGGCCGGCCCUCUUUGAUCAUGUUCAGCUUGAUGCAUUUGUCGAAGAGAACGCCGUUCAGCGAUGCACUCAGAGUCGGGCUGUGGCUGCAGCAUUGAUAACCGCCAAUUCAGCCAAAAUGAAGAAGGUAAGUUUUUUUAAAAAUUAUAGUUUACAGCCUUUAGUUUUCGGAUUUUGGUGGCUUUUUGAUGCAUUAAAAAACUUUAAGCGUUGUUAUGAAUUUCGUGCUUUAUUGUCAUUAUUUCUUGUUAAAUGAAC